CAAAAUUUGAUCUUUGUGAGCAUAUUUUACAUAGUAAUUUUUUAUUGAGCAGAUGGAACACCAGCUGUGAUUUGGAGGGGACUAAGAUCUGUCCAUGGUGCUGGAAUAAAAAUUCCCUCCGUCACACCGAUGAGGAAGGGAACAAUUUACAUAUUCAGUCACAGUGUUCUGAGUGAAAGAGGCGACACUGGUGCUUGAAGGUUCAAUCGGUUGCACAAAAGAACAACUUCAGCAAUUUCACUUUAUGUUCGAGCCAUUAUAGGCAUUUGGAUAGAAAAAGAAGUUGAGUAGUACUAUAGGUCAGCUCUUUCACGUGUAGCUGUCACUUUGAACAAACCACUGAUUGGGACCUAACCCCUCACCCGUCUCUCGGGAUAAGCGCGCCUGCUAAAAGCGUUAAAUGUAAAUGGGAAAGCCUUUGUGAAGUCUCAGAAGAAGGGUUUCAAAUACGCAUCGCUGGGAGUUAAACUGCAUUAGACCCGAAUCCUCUCUGCCAGCUGCACGUAGCUCAUGGCUAAAUGAAUUUCAUGAAAAGCUGCACAGAUGCACCCACAUCAGCCCGUUUUAUGACGAUCGCCUGCAAAUGGAAUUUUCCUUUAAGAUGAUGUAGGACAUUACUUCACGGGACGGUUUUCUUCGCUCUCUUGCACAGCCUGGAGCAACAUUAUCUUAAACCUUCUACCGGGGAGAGCGUUGCCGCACUCAGCAGUUUGGAGAGAUGGGUGCGCACCGGAGUCCCUUCUCCACCUUUCUCUCUGGGAGCAGCCUCGGAGCAUGUUUCAGCGCCCCAGCUGUCAGAAGCGACGCUCAGUAGCAGAAUGAUGAGAUGCACGCACAUUCUUCAAUUUAUCCUGGACUGAUGUGUUUGAAAAAGAAGCUAGACGCGCGAACCUUACCGUAAAAACUUGAGAGAAAAUAUUCUUACUUUUUUGUUGGGAAUUUCAGAGUGAAGUGAAGACGGCAUUUCUUUGAAGUCACAGCAAUUAACCAUCGCAGUGGAUGUGUGUAAUAUGAUGCCGGUUGUAAUAAUCGAUUCUGUUAAAAAAAGGUUGCACCGUGGGCAUGCAUAUUUACGCACUGGGGUUAAAGGACACAGUGUAGGCACACCUUGGGAUUGUUUGUCAUGAGACACCGGAUGCGAGGACUGCAGCUUGAGUCAAGCUUAUGCUUUGGGUCUGAAUACAUCUACACGAUGCUGCUACACCCUACACCCUGAACUUCUAGGCGCUCCGUGAUCGAGACUCAGGUUUCGUGCAAAAUCUGCGCAAAAUGGCACUGAGCGAAAAUUGCAAAACCCAACCUGCAAAAGAGCAAGGCUCGGUGCAAAACACUGCAUCGGAUGUUAUUGAACUAAAUGUGGGUGGACAGGUGUACUACACUCGUUAUGCCACCUUGACAAGCCUUCCAAGCUCCCUACUUGGGAAGCUCUUCUCUAACAAGAAGGGGUCUUCAAAUGACUUGUCCCGGGACCUUAGAGGACGCUAUUUUAUUGACAGAGAUGGCUUUCUUUUUCGCUAUGUGUUGGAUUAUCUAAGAGACAAGCAAGUUGUCCUUCCUGACCACUUCCCCGAGAGAGGAAGGUUGAAAAGAGAGGCGGAAUACUUCCAGCUGCCAGAAUUGGUCAAACUUUUGUCAUCUGAGGAAACAAAAAUAUUUCCAGAUGACUUGUACUGCAGCGAUUACGAUGAUGCGUCGCAAGGCAGCGACCAGAGGUUUUACCCCUCUUACUCCUUGGACAGGAGGUACGGCUACAUCACGGUCGCUUACAGAGGCGUUUGCGGCACGGGAGGCAGAGAGAGUCAAACUGACGUAAAGGCCAAAAAGUUACCGAGAAUCUUCAUCAGCAGCAGGAUUGGUUUGGCCAAAGAGGUGUUUGGAGAUGCCCUCAAUGAGAAUAGAGAUACUGAUAGACCACCUGACCGAUAUACCUGCAGGUUUUACCUCAAGUUCAGGCACCUGGAGAGAGCUUUCGACAUGCUGUCAGAGAACGGUUUUCACAUUGUGGCCUGCAAUUCAUCCCUGACGGCAUCCUCCAUCGGUCAUUACGCGAAGGACAGGGUUUGGUCCAAUUACGCACAAUACAUCUUCUACCGUGGGCCCUCAAAGUGGUCGUCUUCUCACUGUGACUGUUGCUGCAAGAGCCACAAGAGUGAGCGAGAGGGAGAGAGUGGCACGUCCUUCAAUGACCUCUCCACUUCCUGUUCUGAGACCCAGUCAGAGGCCAGUUCCCCUCAGGGAACCGUAAUCUGCGGACCCGUGAGACGGCAGACCAACAUUCAGACACUGGACCGUCCUUUACCUAAAGGACCAGUUCACAUGCUGCAGCAGGCAGAGAUGCGUCGCAAGACUGACAUGCUCCGCGUGAGAACCUUUGGGGUUCGGGAGCGAGAGGCCGCAAAGAGGAAAGCAAACAAGGAGAAGCUGACUCCAGAACAGGAGCUGGAGAAAUGCAUCCAAGACUUCCGGCGCAUUAGGAUUCCUGAUCACUUUCCGGAGAGGAAGUACAUGUGGCAAUCAGAGCUCCUGAGAAAGUACCGUCUCUAAAUAUGAGUGUAAAGAAGAGAAGAAGGAAGAAGGAAAAGUGGUACUUUAUCAUCAUGUUAUGAAGAGUAUUCAACUGCUUAGGCAAUAGACUGCACCCUCUAAGACACAUACUGUACAAAAAUAAAUAAAAAAAAUAAAAAUAAUAAUAAUAAAAAAACUAUGGCCAGUCUCCUGCCAGCAUGACUUGCAGAGCACACACAGUACAAGGCAGCGUGAGUCAUUGAUUGGUAAAGUAUGCACAAUGUUGGGUAUGUAUGCACAUGUGUAAAUCAGGUUACUCCUGCUGGGGCUUACAUAUAGUAGUCUCACUUCAGAGAGCUGGAACCAGGCAUACUAAAGGCUAAUGUAAUAAUAUAAUCAUUGGUUGAAGCAACAAAGCAACCUCAGGGGCAACAUCAUUUCAGCUGAUCAACCUAUCACAUACUGUAUGCCCACAAUAGCUUUUUUUUAAUGGAUGUACCCAGAUGGUGCCAAGAGUUAGCAAUGGAAUAUCACUAUACUCCACUGAUAACACAUUUACUUAGAGCAAGCUUUGAUAACAGCACUGCAUGUCAUUUCACCCUGAGCAUAAUUAUGCAAUAUCAAAGUAACUUUCAGUUGUUUUGUAGGAUGGGUAAAAAUGGUGUCUUAUGAAUGAGAUGACCUUAAAUGAGGAAAGCACUGUGUAGAGCUGUUUGCCACUGUAAAACCUUUUGUCCAAUGUUGUCAUUAUGUGUUGGAUAGACAAUGUUGUGUAGGUAGAGUAUAAUGCCAAUGGAUAUUGAUCUAAUCCCUCAUUGUA
Messenger RNA from Monopterus albus (swamp eel), 3325 nucleotides. Its product is annotated as BTB/POZ domain-containing protein KCTD16-like. The transcript has 2 exons. Gene Ontology annotation, biological process: regulation of G protein-coupled receptor signaling pathway; protein homooligomerization. NCBI's taxonomy places the organism in Eukaryota, Metazoa, Chordata, Actinopteri, Synbranchiformes, Synbranchidae. Gene Ontology annotation, molecular function: protein binding. The record is from RefSeq and is a predicted model, not a curated record. Gene Ontology annotation, cellular component: signaling receptor complex; postsynaptic membrane; presynaptic membrane. Bases 1270 to 2544 code for a protein of 424 amino acids.